AUGGCUCAACUCAGCUCGCAGUUCUCGUCCGUGGAGUUUGAAGCCGACCUGAAGCAAGAUAUCCGUGACGCAGCCGCCAAUCUCGUCAACGACGUCAUUUUCAGAGCAAAAGAAAUGGCGCAAAGAUCCAUCAUCCAGCACCAGGCUUUCAGCGUUGUGGAAGAAGAGAACGAAGACGCUCUCUUGGAAGAGGAACUAGCGUCGCAAUACCCGGCCAAAAAGAGGUUCCAGUCAUUCUCGGGCCCGACGCCCGAAAUACAAAUCGAUUUUGUCGGAGAUCGAACCCCGAGUCCCGACGAGCCCUCGUCCUACGUCGCUCCGGUCUAUCAGCGACAGGUGAAAAUAAAGCAUUCGAGCUCCGGUGAUGAGUCCGACUCGAAUGAAGACUCGGAACCGAAGAGGAGGCCCCGCGAAAUCGCGACGACCGGCAUGCCGAACGGUCGGGUUCACGACGGCGUUGUCGACCGAGAACCGACCUCACGGGACAACAGCGGCGCCGAAUAUUGUAGAAGAAAAGCCGCCAAGGAAUAUAUGUCUUCAAAACCAGCGAGUCUCCCGUUCGCUGACGACAGCCCCCCCGGCCUCGGCUCCGCUGAGACGCCGUCUGAGGCCACCAUAUCGGCUCGCGUCGCAGCCACUAAAUCGAGCUUAAAAUCUGAUUUCGUUUUCCAGAAGAGCGACCCGGCGAAGGACCCUACUCUACGCCAGUUCGUUGAAGAGUAUAUCCGGGGAAUAUCUGAACAGGCACAGCUACUGGCCGACGAGAGGGCACGGAAAUCCAUACCCCACGCGAAAUAUCAUUCGCCCACGGACGGGCCUCGGGCUUCGGUCGUCAUCACAGCCAAGUCGAACGAGGGGCCGUGGUACUACCGGGCUCGCGAAGCGCUCAGCAGAUGUCUGCAGUCGACGUGCUUCUGUAUCAAAAUUGGCCGGCAGCCGGAAGCUCUUUGAGCUCGGCUCCGACCCAGUAUCAAAUUGGUGCCACAUGGGAAAGCAUUUUACCGGGUCAGCGCUCAGCUGUAUCUCAAUGAGGGUGCUUGUCGGCGUUCGUUUCGAGCCGUCGCCGACGUCAGCUCGAAGAAUAAGAUUCGCCCCGCCACAAUCACUCUGACAUCAUUCAACUCCGAUACGGACGCCCUCACCAAGAAUGGAUGGACGAACCUCGCUCAUCGGUUAUCCUCGACAUCGUGUACUCUCCAUCGGGUAG
Galendromus occidentalis (western predatory mite) is the source of this 1207-nucleotide messenger RNA. RefSeq lists its product as uncharacterized. Lineage: Eukaryota; Metazoa; Arthropoda; Arachnida; Mesostigmata; Phytoseiidae. The transcript is spliced from 8 exons. The coding region runs from base 1 to 951 and encodes 316 amino acids. The record is from RefSeq and is a predicted model, not a curated record.